AUGUCUACCAACAACAGCUCUACUCCUCGACCACGAAAAAUCCUCGGCAAAACCCCUUUUAUCCAACAUCCCCUAGAAAAAUGUGCAAAAUCCGAGAAGAUUUCACAAGAAAAGGAUGGCGACUGGGAUCGCGCUUGGCUUGAGGAAAUGGGUUUGCUGUCGAUCUUCUUCGAAUCACCGAAGAAUCCCAAGCCAGUCACCGUUUCCGAUCCUCAAACCGAAGAGAUGUACCAAUGCUUCGUGUACGAACAAAAACUGGAAAUCGUAAGAAGAAAGGAAGAAAAACGUCAAGAAUUCCAAAAGGAAAUCAAUGGAAAAUUACUUGCUGUUUCCAAAAAUCUGUCUGCCGAUGACUUGCAAAAAAUAAAAUCUGACUAA
Oikopleura dioica is the source of this 378-nucleotide messenger RNA. Lineage: Eukaryota; Metazoa; Chordata; Appendicularia; Copelata; Oikopleuridae. The record is from the annotation of a GenBank genome assembly.